Molecule: messenger RNA, 1134 nt
Organism: Penicillium longicatenatum
Lineage: Eukaryota; Fungi; Ascomycota; Eurotiomycetes; Eurotiales; Aspergillaceae
Exons: 6
Coding region: 1-1134 (377 amino acids)
Source: RefSeq, a predicted model, not a curated record
AUGAGUGAGUUCGUCACAGAGGCAUUCACCCUUUUGGGGGUCGCCAUUGUGAUUAUUGGUCUUAGAACCAUGGCACGAUGGAUUAUGGUCGGCCCUAAGAAUUUCCAGGCUGAUGAUUACAUUAUGCUGAUCGCAUGUGUUGUGUACGGACUGGAAACCGCUGCUGCAUAUAUGGUCGGUGCGUGGUUUGAAGGUCUAGCAAACAAUUCCAUGACAGAUGAAGAACGAGCGGCUCUAUCUCCCGACUCACAUGAAUAUCACUUGCGGGUCGGAGGCUCCAAAGUCCAGGUGACUGGUUGGUCGUUAUAUACAUUGCUAUUAUGGCUGCUGAAGACAUGCAUGGCCAUUUUUUACUCGCGAUUGACAGCCGGACUCAUCAAUAUGCGUUUACGAAUUCACAUUGCGUAUGUCUUGAUUGCGGCAACUUAUAUUGUGACUCUUUUUUCGAUUCUGUUUGGGUGCCAUCCCAUGCACAAAAACUGGCAGAUCAACCCAGACCCCGGCAAUCACUGCCAGCCUGCCGUAUCCAAAAUUGACAUAUACGUAACUGUUGUGCUCAAUGUCUUGACAGAUAUAUACCUCAUCAGCAUCCCCGCCCCGAUGCUAUUCAAAGCUCGGCUACGCUGGCGCGAAAAACUCGAACUUCUCGUUCUCUUCAGCGGAGGUCUUUUCGUCAUGAUGUGCGGCAUCCUCCGCUGUGUCCUAAUUCUAACAGCUGGUGCAAAUGGCGCUGAACAAGCCGGUAGCUGGGCCUGCCGCGAAACUUUCGUCGCCGUCGUAAUCGGCAACGUCCCCAUGAUCUAUCCCCUCGUCCGCCGCCUCGCCCGCCGCGCGGGUCUAUACCUCACAACAAAAACCGGAACAUCCGAAAGCUACCAAUUGUCGGAGGGAGAUACCGGUGAAGGUUAUGUCAAGCGAAAGAAGUUUAAGCACCCCCUUUCGCUUCCAGGCGACACGCAGUGGAACACCGUUAGCGACGAGCAAAUGAUAUUGCCCACGUCGCGCCAACAGCCUCCGACUUGUACGGCUGGAGAAGGGGACUGGGAUGCAGCCAGUCAUGGGAGCCAGGGAGGUGGGAUUAAAGUUGUCCACGAGACUAUUGUACACAGCGCGGAAAAAGGGUCACGAUUAUAG